Messenger RNA from Beauveria bassiana ARSEF 2860, 2118 nucleotides. RefSeq names its product E1-like activating enzyme. Gene Ontology annotation, molecular function: Atg8 activating enzyme activity; Atg12 activating enzyme activity. Gene Ontology annotation, biological process: piecemeal microautophagy of the nucleus; protein modification by small protein conjugation; C-terminal protein lipidation. The transcript is spliced from 4 exons. Lineage: Eukaryota; Fungi; Ascomycota; Sordariomycetes; Hypocreales; Cordycipitaceae. Bases 1 to 2118 code for a protein of 705 amino acids. The record is from RefSeq and is a predicted model, not a curated record. Gene Ontology annotation, cellular component: phagophore assembly site; cytoplasm.
AUGGCGACUCCUUUACAGUUUGCCCCAUUCGCAUCCGAGAUUGAGUUGCCAUUCUACUCGGCGCUCUUUGCAUCCAAGCUCGACUAUGACAAGCUUGAUGACUCGGCGCGCGGGGUUCUCGGGCUGUAUGAGCCGCGAGUAGAGCAGCCUGAAGCGAGCAGCAAGAUGCAGAUAUUGGGUAAUGCCCUAACAAGCAAAAAUGCGCCGCUGGGCACAGCCAGAGCCGAAGGUAUCAUACGAAACGUGAACACUUUGGAGGACUUUAAGAACAUGGACAAGACUGCCAUGCUGAAGACGGCAGGGCGACAGAUUUGGGAUGCCAUCAAUGACGGUACAAUCUACUCAGUCCCUUCUCUCCUCUCCUCAUUCGUCAUUCUCUCGUACGCAGAUCUCAAAAAAUAUAAAUUCACAUACUGGUUCGCCUUUCCGGCGCUUCAUUCCGACCCAGCCUGGCGCCGCUCCGGCCCCAGCGAACGCCUCACACCCGAUGAAACGACGGCCCUGGUCGACCGUGUCGGCACAUGGCGCUACUCGGUUGACGGCCGCGAGCACGGCUUUUUUCUCGCCAAAAAGGUUCACGGACCCGAGAGUGAGGACCACGACGAAUACGCAGACGAAGCUGAAGAGAUGGAACCCGAUACAGAGGCCGAAACGGCCGCCAGCAAACUAGCGUACCACUGGAACGUGGGCUCGCUGCGCCGCUUCGAAGAGGGCUUUUUCAACAAUGUCGCCGAGGAGGACCGGUACAUAUGCUUCGUCGACUCGUCCACGCACGAUGAAGGCCCGUCAUGGCCCCUGCGAAACCUGCUGGUGCUGAUCCGCCAGCGGUUCCGCCAGACGCGGGUCAAGAUCCUCUGCUACCGGGACACGCGGGCGCGGCGGCACGAGGCCAGGAGUGUGGUUCUGCCGCUGGAGAUGGACGCGGUCAGCAGCAUAGAGAUGGCUGAGAUGCCCAAGGUGACGGGCUGGGAGCGCUCGCGCAACGGCAAGCUCCAGGCGCAGCAGGCUAACCUGGGCGAGUACAUGGACCCGGCGCGGCUCGCCGACUCGUCGGUCGACCUCAACCUCAAGCUCAUGAAGUGGCGGCUGGCGCCAGAACUCGACCUUGAUGGCAUCAAGAACACAAAGUGCCUGCUGCUUGGCGCUGGCACUCUCGGAGGCUACGUGUCGCGUAACCUGCUCGGCUGGGGAGUCCGCAAGAUUACCUUUGUCGACUACGGCCGGGUGUCGUACUCGAAUCCCGUGCGGCAGCCGCUCUUUGAGUUUGAGGACUGCGUGGGCGGUGGGAAGCCAAAAGCCGAGGCGGCGGCCGCUAUGCUUCGCCGUAUAUACCCCGGUGUCGACGCUCAAGGUCAUUCGCUCGCGGUGCCCAUGCUCGGCCAUCCAUUCACCGACGAGGCACGCACAAAGGCGGACCUGGACAGGCUCAAGAUGCUGAUUGACGAACAUGACGUGAUUUUCCUCCUCAUGGACACGCGCGAGUCGCGGUGGCUGCCGACGGUCAUGGGCAAGGCCGCGGGAAAGAUUGUCAUGAAUGCGGCACUGGGAUUCGAUUCUUACGUUGUCAUGCGACACGGCGCCGAGACGAUGCAAGAGGGCCAUCUACCUCUGGGAUGUUACUUUUGCAACGAUGUCGUUGCACCGGCAGAUUCCAUGAAGGAUCAGACUCUCGACCAGCAAUGCACCGUGACCCGGCCCGGCGUCGCCGCCAUCGCCUCCGCCCUCCUCGUCGAGAUGCUCACCAGCCUCCUGCAGCACCCGCUCCGCAACGCCGCGCCCGCGCCGCAGCAUUCCCCAUCGUCGGCCGAGCGCGACCCCCCGACCCAUCCUCUCGGCCUUGUGCCGCACCAGAUCCGCGGCUACGUGUCGACGUUUACCAGCCUCGUGAUUCGCGGCCAGAGCUACGACUGCUGCAGCGCGUGCAGCCCAAAAGUGCUGGCCGCGUACCGCGCCGACGGGUGGCAGUUUCUGCGGCGCGCCCUCCAGGAAAAGGACUACGUGGCUGAACUCUCCGGGCUGGCCGAGGUGCAGCGCCGCGCCGAAGAGAUGGCGGGCGAGCUGGACUGGGACGAUGAGGACGAAGGUUUGGGGGGGGAUGACGACGGCGAGCUGCGGUGA